GUAAAUAUUGUUUUCUAUAUAUUAACGUUGUCUUUUAUGAUAUACAAGAAAGACUAUGUUGUUCUUGUUAUAAGUCGUUAAAAACAUCUUACCAUCACUUCAAGAUGUCGGACGAUGAUUUUAUGUGCGAUGACGACGAAGAGUAUGAUUUGGAAUACUCGGAAGAGAGUAACUCGGAGCCUGAUGUGGACCUAGAGAACCAAUACUACAACUCAAAAGCUCUCAAGGAAGAUGAUCCUAAAGCAGCCCUUGAGAGUUUCCAGAAGGUGCUGGAGUUGGAAGGAAAGGAGAAAGGGGAAUGGGGAUUCAAAGCCUUGAAGCAGAUGAUUAAAAUCAACUUCAAACUGGGCAACUAUGAUGAAAUGAUGAAACGAUACAAACAACUGUUGGCCUACAUCAAGUCAGCAGUGACCCGGAACUACUCUGAGAAGUCCAUCAACUCCAUCCUGGACUAUAUCUCAACAUCUAAGCAGAUGGAGUUGCUGCAGGAUUUCUAUGAGACAACGCUAGAAGCCCUUAAGGAGGCCAAGAAUGAGAGGCUGUGGUUCAAGACAAACACUAAACUUGGUAAGCUGUACUUUGACCGGGGCGACUACACUAAGCUACAGAAGAUCCUCAAGCAGCUUCAUCAGUCUUGCCAAACGGAUGAAGGGGAAGAUGAUCUCAAGAAAGGGACACAACUCCUGGAGAUUUAUGCCCUGGAGAUUCAGAUGUAUACAGCACAGAAGAACAACAAGAAGCUGAAGGCUUUGUACGAGCAGUCGCUGCACAUCAAGUCCGCCAUUCCCCACCCCCUCAUCAUGGGUGUUAUCAGAGAGUGUGGGGGCAAGAUGCACUUGAGAGAAGGGGAGUAUGAAAAAGCACAUACCGACUUUUUCGAAGCUUUCAAAAACUAUGACGAGUCUGGAAGUCCAAGGAGAACGACUUGCUUGAAGUAUCUGGUGCUAGCAAACAUGUUGAUGAAGUCCGGAAUCAAUCCAUUUGACUCCCAGGAAACCAAACCCUACAAGAAUGAUCCAGAAAUCUUAGCUAUGACAAAUCUAGUUAGCGCUUACCAAAAUAAUGACAUCAAUGAAUUUGAAAAAAUAUUGAAAACAAACAGAAAAAAUAUAAUGGAAGAUCCUUUUAUCAGAGAACACAUUGAAGAUCUUCUACGGAAUAUCAGAACACAGGUUUUAAUCAAGCUUAUCAAACCGUACACCCGAAUUCACAUACCAUUUGUAUCGAAGGAACUGAAUAUAGAUGCUACAGAGGUGGAGAACCUCCUUGUCUCCUGCAUCCUAGACAGCACCAUCAAGGGACGUAUCGACCAAGUGAACCAGGUUCUGGAGUUGUCCCAGGAGGCCAGUAGUCUGGCAGCACGCUACUCCGCACUGGAGAAGUGGACCAGCCAGCUCCACAACCUGCACCAAGCCGUCAUCAACAAGAUCGCAUGAAGCUCACAGUAACUCUGCUGCCUUGAUACUUAGGAACUAAACAGACUAACAUCAACAGAAGCCUGCAAUGGAGUUGCCAUUGUGAUUCCAGGAACAAACAUUGACAUCAUCUGUGACGGACGUGAUUUCAUCUUGAGGAAUCACUGACGACAUUCUUAGUGACAAUAAUUCUAACUUGUGGAAAUGAGGUUUUCAGGCACGAUUUCAUCCCUCAGGACAACCUAUUUAUCCUAUGGAAACAUGCGUGAUGCAGGUCACCGGGAUAAUGUAUCUAUACUGGCAGUGUGUUACGGACAUGAUGUGCAUGGCUCCGCCCAGCAGCGCAGGAGAUGCUCAUUCUUACAGGGAUGUAUGGCGAAGAUACACAAAGGAGAUUAAUGGAUCUUUGUUGUGUACAAAAAUAUGUUUCAAAUUAUAGGAUAAUACAAGGGAAUAAAGUGAUGUUUUCUAUUUAUAAA
Molecule: messenger RNA, 1894 nt
Organism: Haliotis rufescens (red abalone)
Lineage: Eukaryota; Metazoa; Mollusca; Gastropoda; Lepetellida; Haliotidae
Product: COP9 signalosome complex subunit 2
Exons: 13
Coding region: 105-1436 (443 amino acids)
Biological process (GO): protein deneddylation
Cellular component (GO): COP9 signalosome
Molecular function (GO): protein binding
Source: RefSeq, a predicted model, not a curated record